GCUGGUGUUGGAGCAGUUCAUGAUCUCCAUGCCCCUGGAGCUCCAGGUCUUGGUCAAGGAUCACAAUGUACAUAGUUGCAAAGACUUGGAGGACAUCCUGAAAAGUCAGGAGAAACCUAAGACAUGGUUCUCCCCACAGACUAUAGUCAGCAUUGAAGGACAGAAGUUUCUGGUGCACAAUUCAGAUGUCCAGAUGGCUGGAGUAAAAGCUGGUGAUGAGGAUCCUGUGAGAGACUUGUCCAUGAAGUCCCGGUCCUUCGUGUGUGAGGUGGAGGUACAUGGCAAGAACAACCGGGAGGUCAGCCAGGAGCCAGAGAAUCAGCCAGAAAUCAAGGACAUGUCAAGGGAGCAGGGACUGACAGUUCUCCUGCCAGAGACCAUCCCCGAGGAAGGUGACCUGGAGGGAGUGAGACCCACUCAGAUGCUGGAGGAGGACCCAAUGGAGGAUCAGGAAGAGAAGACAGUGCUUCCACCUGCAGAGACUCUGCUCUCGAGGGGUCCUGCUAACGAUUCACCGAAGGUCACACACUGGAGAGAGGCCCUUCCAGUGCCAGGUUGGCUCCAAGAAGUUCAUACAACCCUCAGACCUGCGAGUUCACCAGCGAGUCCACACAGGAGAGAAACCCCAUAACUGUCAGAUCUGUGGGAAGUCUUUCACCCACCAAUCCAUGCUUCGAGGCCACCAGAAGGUCCACACGGGGGAGAAGCCAUAUUCAUUCAAGGUCUGUCACAAGCGUUUUGGACACAAGGGGAACGUCAACAUCCACCUCUGCAUCCACACAGGCCUCAGGCCCCACAGCUGCCCCGAGUGUGGCCAGGACUUCCGUCAACUUGGGAGUUUGAAAUGCCACAAAAAAACCCCACAUUCAAACGUGACUUCCUGAGGAUUCCAUCCCCCUUCUGCCUGAGGGGGAAAUUAAUUGUAUCACCUGUGUUGGAAAAAUGAUGGAUGUCAGGCUAAACCCACACGAAGUUUCUAGAAUACAGCAAGGCUUCUAUACUUUGGAAUUCAGAUCCUUGCAUAAGCACAGACCCUCCUUACUGGUUUCUGUUUUCUGCCUCAUUAUAACCCACUGUUA
Messenger RNA from Phyllostomus hastatus (greater spear-nosed bat), 1079 nucleotides. Its product is annotated as putative zinc finger and SCAN domain-containing protein 5D. NCBI's taxonomy places the organism in Eukaryota, Metazoa, Chordata, Mammalia, Chiroptera, Phyllostomidae. The record is from RefSeq and is a predicted model, not a curated record. The transcript has 4 exons. Bases 20 to 631 code for a protein of 203 amino acids.